Messenger RNA from Penicillium canariense, 2457 nucleotides. RefSeq names its product Kelch repeat-containing protein. The record is from RefSeq and is a predicted model, not a curated record. The transcript is spliced from 8 exons. The coding region runs from base 1 to 2457 and encodes 818 amino acids. Lineage: Eukaryota; Fungi; Ascomycota; Eurotiomycetes; Eurotiales; Aspergillaceae.
AUGCGCACGGAUGAAAGCCAUCAGUCAGGUCAGCAAGCAGCCGCAUUAGAGACAGUCGGAAGUGUAACCCUCGUCGCCAGUAAUGGACCUACUUGGCCCGAAGCUGGGAUCUUCGUGGUAAAGGUCGGGCCUGCCUGCAGCAAGGCUGUCAUCUGUCGUUGGCUGCGCCCUUCUGCGCGGGGACACGAUGUGGGGACUGAUGCACGCUGGGCAACAAAGAGCUUACCACUCGUCGUCCAUCCCUUCUCCGGCGUGCAGCUGACUGGCGUCCCGACUCGCCUAGCUACUCGCUUGAAGAAUGAGGUUUCUGUCAAGCACGGCAGUGACGCUGCUGGCGGUCCUCGUGGACCGCGCAGUGGGCGCAUGUUCAACAUGGCAGACCCAGGUCAACGUUUCCAUGUGCAACUGGCAAAGCUUGCGAGAGGAUUUGCUGACGGGUGUGUCAAUUAUGCGAAUGAUGGCAAUUUCCAAGGCUACAUUUACUCCCUCAACCUUUCCACCUCGUUCAACACCAGUUCCAAUUUCCUGGCCGUCCUCAAGAAUGAAACUAUCGCUGGCGGUACUGCCAACAAUCUCGCCCCAAAUUACAUUGAUGGGGUGAUGUUCUCGAAUCAAAACGAGUUCUAUCUCUAUGGAGGUAUGGCUCGUCUCACCAACAGCAGCGAUCCACCGCCCAAUAAUGAGGUCCUUGGAUAUGAAGGCUACCAGUAUGGCGCCUAUCGCAACAACUGGGGGCCCGGCUGGCAUGAGGAAAAUCUCUCUGCCAACGUCACACGAUAUAUUACCAACGGCGCGGGUGUGUCGGCACCGAGUGAGAAUUUGGGCUUCUAUUUCAGCGGCAUGCGUGCUGCGGACUGGGGAUCGUUCACGUACGACCAGCUAAACGCCAACAUCACGGCUGAUACGCUGAUCUCUGUGGACAUGUCCACAAUGGGCGAUGCAAGCUGGACCAACGAUACCCUGCCGGACCAGAUCCCAGGCCGUGCCAAUGCAGAGCUGGUCUGGGUGCCCGUGUCGGACUCUGGAGUUCUGGUGGCCAUUGGGGGGGUCGUUUACCCGACCGAGUUUUAUCAAAACACCGGGCUGAAUGCUUCACAGACUGCGGAGAGCAAGAAGAUUAGUCCGACCUUCAUGGAGACGGUGUCAGUCUACGAUGUGAAGAGCCAGCAGUGGUAUUUGCAGAACACGACUGGCGAAACGCCGCCCCAAUUGACACAAUUUUGCUCCGUGCUGGCCAGCGCGUCAGACGGUUCAUCACAUAACAUCUAUAUAUACGGAGGAUAUAACGGCAUUGAGCUUGAUAACAAUCCGUCUGAUGACGUUUAUAUCUUGUCUCUACCUUCCUUCAAGUGGGUCAAGGCAUACAGUGGCACGAAUACGCAUGGUCGCAGUGGGCAUCAAUGCAUAAAGGUAUAUCCCGAUCAAAUGCUUGCACUUGGAGGGGUGCGUGUCGGCGCAACCACUUGUUUGGGAGGAGGUGUUAUCGUCAACUUCAACCUCAACAGUCUGAACUUCCAGGAUAGCUACGACCCAAAGCAGUGGAGCAAGUAUGAAGUACCGGAUGUAGUGACGGCGCAGAUAGGUGGAAGUGCCACGGGAGGUGCAACCACCACUGCCCCAUCGUCAUGGACCAACAACUCUCUCGCCGGAAUUUUCGACAAGAAGUAUUCGAAGACUCUCACAACCUAUUGGCCCUACAACAGUGCCAAUAGUUCAAGCAGCUCAAGCACCGCUACAUCGGACCACAAGGGUAGCGGAUUCCCCAAGUGGGCGGCCGCAGUGAUUGGUGUGCUUUGCGGCAUUCUCGUUGUCGCGCUUCUUGUUGGAGCCUGGUGGUUCUGGCGUCGUCGUCGCCGUCAACACCGAGACAGCCUUCAACCCACCUUUGUUAAAUCCGAUGGUGCAACCGAGGCAGAUAGUACGGAAGUGCGCCACUUGAUGUACGGCGGCGGUCCGACAUCCCCUGUUCCGGGGCCAAGGUCUACAUCCACGGGCAUGGAAACAGGGGCCAAUGACUCCUCCGUACACGACUCUGUCCUCACGUCCGUAUCGCCUCGGACAGUGGAGUCAGGAGGAGACGCUGUGUAUGAAAUGCAUGAUUCCUCACCCAUCGAGCUCGCCACACCGUAUAAUGUUGCUUCAUCGACCCCCAAUACCUCCCCAUUAUCAAGUCCGAUACAAACUCCAGUUUCACCUGCAUCCCCCGAAUCCGAAGCGGCACAAUUUGCCCGACCAGGACAUAACAGAACCUUGUCUACGGCGUCGACAGUACCGUCAAUCGAUAACGUGAUGACGGGUCGCACGUCGUAUUUCCAAGAGGGUUUCGAUAACAAGCCCAUGCCGCAUGCACGCCAUGAAUCUGAGAUCUCGGAGUUGAGUGUUAGUCCGGAGGAAAGGACACAGAUCAGAGGUGAGACAAUUCUUGAAGAUGAAUUGUAUAUUCGUAAUGGAGUGUAG